GUGCGUUACUGGGCACGCUCGGGGCACCCUCAGUAACCCAGCCCUGCGGGCAGCAGUCGCCUCCACGACCCCGGCCAUGGCGGAGCUCUUGCGGGCGCCGUCCGUGCCCUCCCUGGCCGGGCUGGAAGAGGAGCUCACCUGCUCCAUCUGCCUGUGCCUCUUCGAGAGCCCGGUCACCACGCCCUGCGGCCACAACUUCUGCGGGCCCUGCCUGGACGUCACCUGGAGCGGCCUCCAGGCGGGCUUCAGCUGCCCGCAGUGCCGGGCCAGCUUCCCGCGCCGGCCCGAGCUGCAGAAGAACACGGUGCUGUGCCGGGUGGUGGAGCAGUUCCACAGCCCCCAGCCCGCGAGCCCGGCCGCCGAGGGGGGGAAGAAGGGCUGGGACGGGAGCCGCUCCGAGGUGGCCUGCGACAGCUGCCUGGAGGCCGCGGCGGCCAAGACCUGCCUCACCUGCCUGGCCGCCUUCUGCCCGGAGCACCUGCGGCCCCACCUGGAGAGCCCGGCGUUCCGCGACCACCAGCUCUGCCCGCCGCUGCGCGACCUGCCGCGGAGGAAGUGCCAGGACCACAACAAGCUGCUGGAGUUCUACUGCCGGGACCACGCCCGCUGCCUCUGCUGCGUCUGCCUGGUCAGCCACAAGACCUGCGCCACCGGCCCGGUGCAGGACGCCAAGGCGGACAAGGAGUCACAGCUGAAGAGCAGACUGACGGAGCUGUAUAAUCAGAGCGAAAAAGCUUCUCUGGCGCUGGAUGAAGUGAAGGUGCUGCAAAGACAAGCCAGUGAGACAGCUGCCCGAAAGAUGGAUUUGCUCAGAAGUGAGUUCUUGGAAAUUAAAGCUUUAAUAGAAGAAGAAGAAAACCAGGCAAUGAGGAAGGUUGAAGAAGAGGAAAAGCGAGUCUGUGAUAAGUUUGAUUAUGUCCAUAAGGUCCUGGGAAAGAAGAAAAAUGAAAUUCAGGUCAUCAGGGACCAGAUUGAAAUGGCACUGACUGAAGAUGAUGAUAUUACAUUUUUAAAGGAAGCAGCAAAAUUGCGAAACACUUCAACCAAAGACGUUUUCAUCCCCAGAAUUGAUCUGGACCAAAACUUGAUACACACCAUUUAUCAAGGUGCCUUUUCCCUUAAAGAAAUAGUGAAACGAACGGUGAAUCAACCUCAGGAGAAGAAAAUGGAAGCAGGUGGACAGUCCAGACCAAGUGUGGAAGAGAAGGCAAAUCUACAGUGGAAACCUAAGGCUUUUCAAAUAAACCCUUCAAAUAAACUCUCAGCAUCUGGAAGAAAAGCUGUUGGAUCACAAGCUGCAAAAAUAGGUAAAGCCCCUCAGAAGCCUCAGUCGGAGUUGAGUGAGGAUGCAGACACCAGGGAUAAAAGAAAACCUGCCAAAUCUGCACCAAACACUGCGAAUCCAGGCGCAACAUCUCUUGAAAGCUUUUUAACGAAAUCGAGAGAGGAGCUCCUGGAGUAUGCUGCUAAAAUCACGCUGGAUUUCAACACCGCUCAUAACAAAGUGCUGUUAUCAGACAGAAACACCAAGAUGUCGGUCUCUGAAAUACCCCAGAAGUAUAGCCCCCACCCUCAGCGCUUCACCUACUGUUCCCAAGUGCUGGGCUUCCAGUGCUUCAAGAGGGGCAUCCACUACUGGGAAGUGGAACUGCAACGGAACAACUUCUGCGGCAUCGGCAUCUGCUACGGGAGCAUGGACAGGCAAGGGGCGGAUAGCCGCCUGGGGAGGAACAGCAGCUCCUGGUGCAUUGAGUGGUUUAAUUCGAAAAUUUCAGCCUGGCAUAAUGAUCUUGAAAAAUGUCUGCCCAACACCAAGGCCACCAAGAUUGGUGUGCUGCUCAAUUACGAGGGAGGAUUCGUUAUUUUCCUGGGUGUUGGCGAGAAACAUAACUUGAUCUACAAAUUUAAAGCGCAGUUCACUGAAGCGCUGUAUCCUGCUUUCUGGGUGUUUUCCAGUGGCACUAUGCUUUCGCUCUGCCAGCUGAAAUAAUAGGCUGUCACACCUGAAUCUGGUUGCUCAGGGUAUUUACAUCUGCUCGAGCCCUCUCUCUCUCUUUCCGGGAUUCACUAUUUUCCGGGAUUCACUAUUGUAGUUCUAGCUUGCUCAUUUAAUUCAAAGCACAUAUGUUCUUGCUUUAGCUUGCUGGAUGGCUUUUUCUAGUGGCUCUCUGCUUAUCCAAAACCACUAGACUGCAGUCCUGCAAGUACUGGAAAGUUACUGGUUAGAAAAGCAAGAUCUACAGACUGGAUUUAGUGCUCUAGUUUGACACAUGAAGAAAGGUGGCGUUUACUGCACAUGCAUGUAAAGGAGAGCGAGAACUUUUCUCCGUCUCUAAAAAGAUUUUACCUGUGAAUAUUUCCAGUUUUAUAACUUAAAAAAAGAAGGUCACAGAGGGCAGAACAGGAAUUCUAUUUUUAAACCUACUAAAUUGUAAUAAAUAAUUUAAGGCACUUGGUUUUUAUAGCAAUAUUAAAGAGGAAAUCCCAAAUACGCCAGGAGGCAACAGCUCCACUGUUCCUCUUUCUACAGAGGGAGACAAAGAUUUUUGCUACACAAUGCAUCAACUGAAUCUUGGGUCAAGUAGCACCAAUAUUUUUCUGUUUGGGCAGGAGGUUUAACUGGCUGUCGCAUGCAGUUUGGGGGCUGGUGCGUCCCAUUCUUCCCAUCUGAAUUCCUAAAUCCAUAGGUGGAGCACUGAUGACCAUGAAAACACUCUGAGGUGUUUUCCCUGUAAUCACUAGAUAGCAAAGAUAGUUCAAGCAAAAGUCUUUAAAAGAACCCGGUUUCUUCUUUUACAAGAGAAAUGAUGACCAUAUGACACAAUCAAAUGAUUUUCAUGGCUAAACAUAAGGGUCAGAUUCAAUUACCAUCGAUGUCAGUGGGAGUUUGAUUCUGUCCCGAAUGUAGGAAUUUUUUUUUCUGAAAAAGCCCAGCAUUGUCUCCCUCUCUUGCUCAAUCCCAUUACUGGUUCUAGAGAUUGAUUUUUUUUUUUUUUUUUUUUUUUGUCUGAUUUCCUGUUGCUCAGGCAGUAGUCUAUAGGCAAGAGACCAGCCUUGCACAGGUAUCGGAGGCCUUUAGAAAUGGUUAAACCUAUGGAAGAUACUUCCUACACAUGGUUUGUCUAACACUAUUGCCGAUGGGUGUGGGUUGAAUUAAAUAAAUACAAGUCUUUAGCACUGGAUGGUAAAAGCCAACGUGGGGUAGCAUAUUGGAAUAGCAGACCAGAAACUUCUAAAGGAGACGAGCAAGUGACAGUGUUAUACCCAAGAACCAUGUAUCGAAGCCAAGUGUCUUCAGAAAGAAGCCCUGCAGAAAUUCCUCUGUAGUAGCUAGGGUUAAGAAGUGACUGAUUUAUCAUUGGCGUAUCUGAAUUGUCUUAAAGAAAGAUUUGAUGGGAUGGAACAACACAAAUUCUGAACAUUUGCGGGGUAUUAAAGAUCGGAAAGGUGAGCAGCACCACAAAAUGCUCCUGCUGUAGAGAUCAAGGUGCUUUUCAACCCCACCAUUUAGAAAAAACAGCCCUGUUUGAAAUGAACAGAAUUUACCUAAAAAACCUAGAUGUGGUUUUUUUAAUCUAAAGGCUCUAUUUGCUAUGCCUCUUGGAAUGAAGCAUCCAGUCUCACAUAACGUAUCCAGGUGCUCUACUUCUUUACGUUAUAAAGUUCUGCAAUACCUCCUUACAUUUUGAGGAGUUGUGGGAAGAAGUGGAGAAAAACAGUACGUCUUGGGUUUGUCUAACAGCAUUAAUGUUGUGGUCACUCACUGCAGGGUCAGAGAAGUUUCUCUUCUGAAGUAUGGCAUUCCCGGAGUACCAAGUCUCUAUGUGCCAUUUGGCCAUGAUACUGAGUUCGGUACUGUGGCUUCCGAAAGUCUGAAAACUGCCUUCGUGCAAAAUUGAAGCAUCGUUCUGAGCGAUGUGUCCUCUUUGGCAUUGAAUCUGCAUGUGGGCUGGUGAAUCUUCUAAACUAGCAACAUGUUGGAAAGGAUGAUAGAAGGAGAAUACGUUUCUGGCAAUGCAUUUUUUAUUCUCCUAAUGCAUUGUUUUUACUUUACGUGCUGUGACAUGGGUUUACUUUGGAACACGUACAGUAAUUGCUUUGACUCCUUCCAGGCAUUGAAUGCGGUCUAGGAGACCUUUGCUGUAGUUCACAACUAUAAAACCCUCUGAAACUGGAGAAACAACCAGGGGACGCAGCUAAAGGUUGGAGAUCUGAAUGUCUUGUGCCGAUAAGUAGGAGUCAUUGAGAGGCUUUCCUUGCUAGAUCUCGGUGCUCAGACCAGUCCAUAAAGAACUGUGAAGAUGCUGAAAUUGACCAAAUACAUUGACAUGUAAAGCUCUUCAUAAUGGAACUUUGUAUGCCCUGUGAAAUACAAUGCAAAGCCACUGCAGACACGGUAGGAUUAGAGAGGGGGGAAAAGUAUUCACAAGAGUUUUGGUGGCAGAAUUUUACAUGGGCUGAAGUUUCUGGAGUGCUUUAGCAAAGCAAAGUAUUACAGCAUUCCAGCCUGGAUGUUUAACAGCAUGUCAACUGUCUAGUCAUUCAGAGACACCUGAUGUCAAAAAUAUAGUAAUAUUCCUUUGGUCAAAAAGGGAUUUAGUUAAGGAACUAGUGUGACCUCAGCGCUGGAUCACAGUGGGGUUAUUUGGAAUAGCUGUGAUCUUGAAAUAUAGAAUGGGCCAGUUCAUCUUUCCAAAACCAGUUCAGUAGGAAAGCAAUCUGGAAUGCAGGACAAAAGCACUAAAAUAGCUUAGAGAUCAGGAGCUGGUCAGAGACAGGAACUCACUGACUGUGUAGAACUCCUCCAAGGAAGGAACAUAGACAACAUGAGUGUGAACAACGAGGAAGAAACCAGUGCAGUGCUGGACAAAGUUGGAAACCGAGUAAUUGACAGGACAAAGACAGAGUUUAUGGUGGUAUCCAGUGUGACUGCCAAGAAGAAAAAGAUGCUUUGAUGGGACAAAAGACCCUUAACGUUGUAUGGCCCAUCAAGAACACACAAAGGGGGGAAUAAUUGGAAAGUGGGUCUCGCUGCUUUCCAUGUGCUGGGUUCCUCCACCUCCUCACUAAGGUGAUCUCAGUCUUGUUGAAAUAUUCAGGAGCUCUGGGGUCUUAUUCCCCGUAAUGAAUCCUGCGUAUUGCUCAGGAGAGCUUUGGAUUUUUCCUCCAUACGAAAUGUGCAGUUGACACUUCCUUAAAGAGUCCUACCUUGUAUUCAUUGUAGGUGCUCCUUGGUCGCUCUCCCUCCUAAAGAGUUCUACUUUCUAGUGAGGAAUUCUAGGAUUUUUAUGGGAUCUGGGAUCUUUUCCUUGUGUGAAGUCCUGCACAGAUUUCAGGUGUUGUGGACUUUUAUCCACACAAGCGUUUCUAGGUUUUACACGUGGUCUGGGAGGUACAUGCUCUCCAAUAAAGAGUUAACUAGUAUUCAGGCAUUUUGGAUUCCCUUUCACAUAAGGAAUCCUACCAAGUUUUCUGAUGUGCUGGAAUGUUGUUCCCCACUGAAGAGUUUAAAAUACUCCCUGCGGACAGUCCCUCUAAGGAUGCCUGCUUUUGGAUGCAUGGGUCUUCUCUAGGCCUGUCUGCCCAUCCUGCAGUGCACCAAAGCAUUAGAGAGCCAUUCUGGAGUAAUCUUCUUGGAAAAGGUCGUGCUGUGCGGUAGCAACUUGCGUAUCCCUGUGCUGCCCAGAGCUGUCAGCAGUGGGAGUCCAAUUCUUGUUGUCCAUGCUCUGACAGAGAUCCAAAAAAUGAAAACCACAGUUUGGGGAUCAUUUCUAUGGGAUGUGUGUCAUGGAUUAGCGGGGGUGGACAAACGGACAGUUGUAUUGGUAACUUCUAUUUUCAGGCUAGCUGCAAGACACGUGGUUGAGAUGUCUAAACUGUUCUCAAAUCGAAUGAGAAACACUUAAUUGGCUGCAUUUGCAAGAAACUGUUUUGUUCACUUUUAAGUUAUAGUGUUUAGUGCUUAGCUUGAUAUGCUUGGACUACAUUAGAUGGAAUAUCUGUUAUAAAACAGUUGACGUUAGACGUAGCAUAAUAAAAAUUUGAUCAAUUGUUUUCAAUGCAAUCUCAAGAUGAUGCAGCUAAAACCUCAUAGGUAGGGUUUUUUCCUCUUCCAAUAAUGGUAUAAAAAUAGUAUCUUUGUCAUCAGUUUAAAUACCGACAAUAGAUAUAGUCAUCCAGUGGAUUACUUCUGUCCAUAAGAAAAGUCCUUUUAAACUUAAUUUUCUAGGAAUUCAGUCUGGAAGAAAGGUGACCCAAAAAGCCAGAAGCAUUUUGGGGAGGGAAUGUGCAAAAAUGUAAUGAGUGGAGGGACACAAAUAUUCAAAAUGUUUGUUUGAAUCACUAGAGCAUUCUUUCUGCAAUUUCUCUGCAUGUGAAAUUUAACAAAAAAUCUUGUUGCUAAGAAAAAUGUGUCCAAUUAUAACAAGUUUUAUUGAAUGCAUCUUUGAUUAAAAUUGUCUACAGUAACUAGGACAGUCCUGUGAGCCAAUUGAUACUUAUUGUGCUCUUGCUUUUAACACUUAUAUGUAGUGAUGCAUCAAUAACACCUACCGUCUGUCUCCUUAGGGAAGCCUGUAGCCAUGUAUUUGGGAGUUCUAUCCUGUUGUUGGGACUGAUGAUGUACAAGCUGCAUGAUGUGCUGAAUCUAAUAUCUGUCAUGAUCUUUUAUUGAUUCUGCAGCUGAGUGAAAGUUUUCUGAAUUCAAUAAAGUCGGCUUGUCAUGAAA
Molecule: messenger RNA, 6727 nt
Organism: Terrapene triunguis (Three-toed box turtle)
Lineage: Eukaryota; Metazoa; Chordata; Testudines; Emydidae
Gene: TRIM25
Product: tripartite motif containing 25
Exons: 10
Coding region: 77-1990 (637 amino acids)
Molecular function (GO): protein binding; zinc ion binding
Source: RefSeq, a predicted model, not a curated record